Messenger RNA from Clarias gariepinus (North African catfish), 3545 nucleotides. RefSeq names its product fascin actin-bundling protein 1a (gene fscn1a). Gene Ontology annotation, cellular component: filopodium; ruffle; lamellipodium. The transcript is spliced from 5 exons. Bases 142 to 1617 code for a protein of 491 amino acids. Gene Ontology annotation, molecular function: actin filament binding; protein-macromolecule adaptor activity. Lineage: Eukaryota; Metazoa; Chordata; Actinopteri; Siluriformes; Clariidae. Gene Ontology annotation, biological process: establishment or maintenance of cell polarity; actin filament bundle assembly; cell migration. The record is from RefSeq and is a predicted model, not a curated record.
CACACUCGGAGACGCACCACCACCACCAGUGCCGCAGCAGCAUAGAAUCACUGAAACACACACUCUCUCUCUCACACACACACACACACACUCUCACCUCUCCAUCUCUCUCCCCAGUACCGUAGUGACCCUGCAGCCGACAUGACGUCUAACGGGACCAGCGACAUGCUGACCAUCCAGUUCGGGCUCAUCAACUGCGGGAACAAGUACCUGACCGCGGAGACGUUCGGCUUCAAGAUCAACGCGUCGGCCACCAGCAUGAAGAAGAAGCAGAUCUGGACGCUGGAGCAGGACGGCGACGACUCCAACGUCUUCUUCCUGAAGAGCCACCUGGGCCGCUACAUCGCGGCGGAUAAGGACGGCAACGUGAGCGGGGACGCGGAGACGCCGAGCGACGACUCGCGCUUCGUGGUGACGGCGCACGACGACGGCCGCUGGUCCCUGCAGUCCGAGCCGCACCGCCGCUACCUGGGCGGCACCGAGGACCGGAUCACCUGCUUCGCGCAGACCUCGGGGCACGCGGAGAAAUGGAGCGUGCACAUCGCCAUGCACCCGCAGCUCAACCUCUUCAGCGUCACGCGCAAGCGGUACGCGCACCUGAGCGACAAGGCGGACGAGGUGGCCAUCGACCGGGACGUGCCGUGGGGCGUGGACUCCCUCAUCACGCUCGUCUUCCACGAGCAGAAGUACCACCUGCAGACCGCCGACAACCGCUUCCUCAAGAACGACGGCACGCUCGCGCAGAAGCCCGACAAGAGCACCGGCUACACGCUGGAGUUCCGCUCCGGGAAGGUCGCGUUCCGGGACGGCAUGGGGAAGUACCUGGCCCCGUCCGGACCCAGCGGCACCAUGAAGUCCGGCAAGAGCACCAAAGUGGGCAAGGAUGAGCUGUUCGUCCUGGAGCAGAGCCACCCGCAGGUAGUGCUCACAGCAGCCAACGAAAGGAAUGUGUCCACCAGGCAAGGCAUGGACCUGUCCGCCAACCAGGACGAAGAAAGUGAUCAAGAGACCUUUCAGAUGGAGAUCAGUAAAGAUACGAAGAAGUGCGCUUUCAGGACCUGCGCCGGAAAGUACUGGACCCUCACCGCCACCGGCGGACUGCAGUGCACCGCGUCCACCAAGACGGCAAACUGCUAUUUCGAUAUCGAAUGGCGAGGCAAGAAGAUUACCCUCCGUGCCGCCAACGGGAAAUACGUGGCAGCCAAGAAGAACGGGCAGCUAGCUGCUAGCAUCGACUCCGCCGGAGAGACCGAGGAGUUCCUGAUGAAGCUGAUAAACAGGCCGCUCAUCGUGCUGAGGGGAGAGCAUGGAUUCAUCGGCUGCAGGAAGGUCACCGGGACUCUGGACUCGAACCGAUCCUCUUACGAUGUCUUCGGCCUGGAGUUCCGCGACGGAGCCUACAGUCUCCAAGAUUCCACUGGGAAAUACUGGAUGGUAGGAAGCGAGUCUUCGGUGGUGAGCAGCAGCGACACCCCGGUCGAUUUCUUCCUGGAGUUCUGCGACUACAACAAGGUGGCCAUCAAGUCGAGUGAAGGAAAAUACCUGAAAGGAGACCAUGCUGGUGUUCUGAAGGCCAAUGCCGACGACCUGGACAGCUCCACUAUGUGGGAGUAUUAGAAGUGCUCUAGUGACCACCGUUUAUUUUGUAUUUUUCUUUUUGUUUUGUUUUUUCUUUCUACAUAUUAAAUAUGUUUUUUGUUUGUUUUUGUUUCUCACCAUGAGCACAAGUGGGUAGGAGAGUAAAAAUGAAGCUUUUUGAUGGUUUAAAUGGACUCCAUGAUCUAUGAUAUGAUAUAAUAAUGAAGACUUUCCUCUAAAAUACAGUAAGCAUCUUCAUACUCCAGCAUUCUGGUUCUGUGGGAUUAGUGGCGUUACGCGGGUUUCGUUAGCCAAAACUCGGUAUGUGUCGUCACUCGUACAGUUUCUAGGGGCUUCACUGUAUCAGCUCCCCAAAUUUUUGUAUACCGUGGUAACUAACGUCUUGUGAUUUGUUUAAAUGAAAUUUCAACUGGAAUUAAGAUUCGCUAGCGAGUCCGAGGAGAAGCGUGUAGCGAAGUGUUCUCACCGGUUUGCUGGAUCUCCUCAGAGGGAAGAAAAAAAAAAAAAAAAUGUUGGCUGGGUUUUUUGCGAUCCCUUUCCUUGUCUUUGCACAGUUCUGUAAGAGCCUUUCUCUUUGGAUAUGUUGUAUGUUAGGAGAAUGUUGUGUCUCCCGACGCCUUGUCGAGCCCUGUGAGUGAGGAUUAGGUCUUUAGGUCGUUCCCCUUCUCCACAAUUAUUGCCAGGAGUUAGAAUAUCAGUGAGCAGACGACUAACGGCAAUAUUUAUUGGUAGUUGUAUGAAUGUUGAUGUCUGACUGUUCAGCCGUACGCGGUUAAAGUGCGUCCUUUAACCACUGGAAUGUCCUGUUCUCGGCACUGAAGACGCUGACCUGGUAGUUUAGCUUUUUUUUUUUUUUUUGACAUAUGGCGACGUGUGUAUUGGAACCUUUUUUUUUUUUAAAUGUGCCAUUUACAUUUCAUUUCCCUGUAAAAUCAAACUGUGAAGAGAGGCAUAAUGAUACAGCUCUUCAUUUAAUCUCUGGAUUCACAUCCUGAUGCCGACAGGAGAGGAAAGUGUUAAUGCUGCAUCUGAAAGGUUUGUUAGUGUUGUUCAGAUACAAGGCUGAUGUUUCUCAUCUGUUUGAUCCAGUAUGUUGUUGCAGGUUCAACGCUAUAUUUAUGGUAAAUUAAGACCGACCUGGACGGGUCAAAGCAGAAGGGCGUGUCUUCACUGCGUUUGGAGGGGAAGGAGGGAGGGGGGGGGGUUUAAUCUGGAAAAUGCGCUAAAAACUCUUAAACUGGAAGAAAAACACAAAAUGUACAAGUUUUUAGUUAGAAGGCACAGACAUUAUCAUAUACCUUUUAUCUACAAUUUGGAGGAAUAAGUGUCUACACCAAACACACAAAAUAUAUAAAUAUAUAUACAGAGAGAGAUCCUAUUAUUAAAUGUAUAUUUACUAUUAAAAGUAAUAUCUAGAGAGAGCAUCACUAAUGAACCAAGAGUGAGAUGUGACCAAGACCACCUGAUUUGGUUUAAAUUAUAUUAUAAAAUUCUAAUAUUAUCUCGCUUACACUGUGUCAGUAGUUCAGUCUGACACGUGCACCAGUCGACCCCAAAUCAGGUGCUUGGUUCUGUUUAGAAAAAUCCUGGAAAUAAUAAUAAUACUAACCAAUGGCGCUGGUUCGGUGAGGACGGUGCAACCGCAUGAACACCGUACAUGUCAUUAGUCACAUCUAGAUAUGUAGAGUAAAUUAGUUUGCAAAAUCAUAUAAUCUGCCCCUACAGCAGUAGGGUUUGUGAUCACGCUUUCAUACAAGGGAGUGGUAAUGACUGUGCCUUACUGGUCAUACUGGAAAUAAACACAACAUUCCACAUACAUACUAUACUUUGUAAAACUUUACUGACUUCCUUUUUUUAUAUUGUUUUGAUAUUAUGGUUGCUUUUUUUUUUCCUCUUCAUGUGCCAUGGGUACAAAAAAAAAGAUAAAUUGGAUUAUGAAAACUUAA